Molecule: messenger RNA, 4588 nt
Organism: Monodelphis domestica (gray short-tailed opossum)
Lineage: Eukaryota; Metazoa; Chordata; Mammalia; Didelphimorphia; Didelphidae
Gene: JPH2
Product: junctophilin 2
Cellular component (GO): junctional membrane complex; endoplasmic reticulum membrane; sarcoplasmic reticulum
Source: RefSeq, a predicted model, not a curated record
CAGGAGAAGGGGGCGGGGGCUCCAGGAGGGAGAGCCGGGGAGAGACAGGCGGACCCCACACACCCUCCAGAUCUGAGGAAGGAGCCAGCUGACUCUUUGGAGUGGUAGCCUGGCGCUGGGGAGCUCAGUACAGCCAGGGGCGCUCGGAGGGGAGCUUCGCCCUGACUGGGGCCGCCGGCCAGUGGGCACCCCUAUCCUUUCCUGCCCCAGCAGCCUCCCCAGGGAGGUUUCUUAAAGGGACCAUGCCACUUUUCCCGUCCUCCCCAGAACUGCCUCUGGAGUAAAGGGACACUUUGGAAGAUGUGAAGUCCUUCCUGCCUCUUGUUUGGCUUGGAAGCCGGCGCUUCUCUGCUCCCUCACCCUGAUUCUGGAGGGAGGGUCGGGACCCUCCGUGGCUGCCCUUUACAGACAGAAACGCUACCACCUCCGGGAUGAUGGGCCUGCCACCUUGGAGCCGUCUGGGAAGGGGGAAGAAGGUACAGCCCUGAGCCAGGACUGGAAAGAGGGGAGGGGGUGGAGCCCUGGGGCUCCCCCCCAGGCUCGAGCUGGAGGGCGGAGAAGAAGCCAGGGUCUACGAUGAGAUGAGUGGAGGCCGCUUUGACUUUGACGAUGGUGGCGCCUACUGUGGGGGCUGGCAAGAUGGCAAGGCCCACGGCCAUGGGCUCUGCACUGGGCCCAAGGGCCAGGGCGAGUAUUCUGGCUCCUGGAACUUUGGCUUCGAAGUGGUGGGCAUCUACACCUGGCCCAGUGGCAACACCUAUGAGGGUUACUGGUGCCAAGGGAAGAGGCACGGCCUGGGCAUAGAGACCAAGGGGCGCUGGCUCUACAAAGGUGAAUGGACCCACGGCUUCAAGGGGCGCUACGGGACCCGGCAGAGCUCGAGCAGUGGAGCCAAGUAUGAGGGUACUUGGAAUAACGGCCUCCAGGACGGCUACGGCACCGAGACCUAUGCAGAUGGAGGAACAUAUCAAGGCCAGUUCACUAAUGGCAUGCGCCAUGGUUAUGGCGUCCGGCAGAGCGUCCCAUAUGGCAUGGCAGUGGUGGUGCGUUCACCACUCCGUACAUCCCUCUCUUCCCUGCGAAGUGAGCACAGCAAUGGAACCCUGGCCCAACAGGAUGCUCCCUCCACCCCCAUGGACGGCACCACUCUGGCGACCCCAACCAUCUCCCGUGGUGGCUUUGCCCUCAGCCUCUAUGCCAAUGCAGAGGCUGCUGCCAAGCUCCCUCGGGGUAGUGGUGGCUUCUUCCAGAGAGGUUCCCUAUUGGGGAAACUGAGGCGCUCAGAGUCACGGAGCUCUCUGGCCAGUCAGAAGAGCCGGGUCAGCUUCCUGAAGAGUGACCUGAGCUCGGCGGCCAGCGAUGCAGCUUCCACUACCAGCUUGGGAGAAGGAGUCGAGGGAGAGGACUUUGCUCCAUUUGAGUCUGACAUCGAUGCCACCACCACAGAGACGUACAUGGGGGAGUGGAAAAAUGACAAGCGGUCUGGCUUUGGAGUCAGUGAGCGUUCUAGCGGGCUCAAGUACGAGGGUGAGUGGUUGGAUAACCUGAGGCACGGCUAUGGCUGUACCACACUGCCUGAUGGCAAGAAGGAGGAAGGAAAGUACCGACACAAUGUCCUGGUCAAGGGCAUGAAGAAACGUGUUCUUCCACUCAAGAGCACCAAAAUCCGGCAGAAGGUGGACCAUAGCGUGGAGGGUGCUCAGCGGGCAGCAGCCAUUGCCCGCCAGAAGUCAGAGAUUGCUGCCUCCAGGACAAGUCAUGCCAAGGCCAAGGCGGACGGAGCAGAGCAGGCAGCCCAGGCGGCCAAUAAUGAGUCCAGCAUUGCCCGGACCCUGGCCAGGGAGCUGUCUCCGGACUUCUACCAGCCAGGCCCAGAGUACCAGAAACGGAGGUUGCUCCAGGAGAUCAUGGAGAAUGCUGAAAGUGUCAUGGAGAAUGUAGGCCGUGGGGAGGCCCCAGGCAUCCAGGAGCCCCCUCCAGAGAGCCCCCAGCUACACGAACGGGAGGCCUCCCUCCAAGGUGGUGGCACACCAGCCCGCACCCCGUCCCCCCACUUUGCAGGCACACCCCCUGAGGCUAAGCGGCCUAGGCCUGGAAUGGAAAAGGACGGCUUCCUGAGUCCCGGAGACUGGAAUGGGGAGCAGAGCCGAGAAGGCAGCCGCCCAGUGACUCCGUCUGAUGUGGGUCCUGGUGAGAGAAGUAGCAACCGGCCUGGUUCCAGGAGCCCCACCAGAGCACCUACUGACCACAUGGAGAUCCAGCCCCUGCAGCCACCACCCCCCCUGCAGCCUUCCAGGGAGCCAGAGGUAGCCCUGUACCAGGGGUACCACAGCUACGCCGUCCGCACUUCGCCCCCCGUCCCGCCUCCUUUCGAUGAGGACGAGAUGGAGGCGUCUGCCCCCACCACCCCUGUGACCCCCCCAGGCUCCCCAGAGGUCAAGCCUGAUGUCCAGCCCGAGAUGGACAUGCUCCCGAGGGCCACCCCGCCCCCUCAGCCAGAGCCGAAGGCCAGGGCCCCCAAAGCAGAGCCGAGGCAUCCGCCUUCUCCCAUCAAGGCAGACCCCGCCAGCCACACCAAGCUCACUAAAAGAACAGGCUCGGCCAAAGGGGGGGCCAAAAAGAAGGGACGCCGAGAAGCCGCAGCUGCGGGGGCGAUGGAAGCCCAGAUGGAACUGGAGGAGGCUCCCAACACCGUCCUUAUCUGCAUGGUGAUUCUGCUGAACAUCGGCUUGGCCAUCCUUUUUGUGCAUCUUCUGACCUGACAGGGCCUCGGCUCAGGAGUUCCCACCCAUGCGAAUGCUGGUUCUCUGCAAUGACUGGAUGCUACUGCAGCUGUCGAGAGAUGCCGAGGGCAAGACACCGGCCCCAGGAACUGGCUGCGGGCUUUCUGGCUCCGGCAGCCCCGGCCCUGAAUGAAAACUGCCCUGUGUUGUUUUGCUUCCCUGAUCCCAGUUCGGCUUGGUCCCUCCCGGUCCAGGAUGGGGGAGCCCUUCCUCUCUAAGCCCUCGCUGAACCUGAGGGCGGCAUCACCUACAUGAGUGUUUGUGGCUGCACCUGCACGUGUACCCAGAGAAGGGGACCAGCAACCCCCACGCCCCACUUUUCCUGCUGGCUAGCUGUUGGCUGAGGUGUCCCCAGGAACACCAUCCCCAACCCCUCCCCCCAAACCUUACUUUCCCCAGGCAGGGGGCUGGUUCUACUCCUCCAGGCUAGCCAGCCAAGGCUCUCUCCAAAGGAUUCCUCUAGAGUCUCUGACUCGAGUGGCCAGAGGCAGCUGGGAAGGAGGUGCAGCAGAAAGCCUGGAGAGGCCCUCGAUCUCCACUGUGGCGCCUGGACAUCCAGGGCAGGCAAGGGAAGAGCCUCUCUCCCCUUUCUGCUUCUGGGCUGACAAUGGCAGCUUAGAUCCACCCCAUCCCCAGAGAGAAAGGAACAAGUCCGCUCCAGCUGUCUGAGGCCCGAGUCCAUUGGGAAAACCACUUUGAGGGAAGAUGCCUCCCAUGCUAAAGGGGCUCCUGCUGUGGCAGGGACAAGCCACGCAGCCCGGGGGGUUUUGUUGGGAUGGGAGGCUGGGUGCCUGGAAAUCACUGUCUGCUUAUUUGGAGUGCUUGAAGAUGACUUUUGGCUUGGCUGGUAGAGAAUGGAACUUGCAUGCGCCUAGGUUUAAAGGCAUUUUUGUCAGUGGUGAGGGGUCUCCUGGCAUGUGUCCCUCUGCUGGGGGCAGGAGUGGCUCAGCAAGCCCCAAAGGUGAGCCAGGAGGCAGGGAAGCCUGAGGGGAAGAGACUCAGAUCAGUGCCAAUCCCUCAGUGCCCUGGCCCAAGAUGAAGCAGACGAGUGGAGCCAGGAGGAGAUGGGCAAGCUAUUGGAGCCCUAGUCAACACGAUUGGUUCCUUUCUUGGCCUUUUUCUCUCUUUGUCCUUGGUUGGUUUGGGCGCUUUCUAAGCUCCUCAGACAGUCCCUUAGGAGGAGGACUAUCUCCCAGACUGCCAUAAAGAGGAACUAGAAGAAAGGCCUCGGGGGCAAAACACUACCACCCCUCUCCUUGGCCCUCUCCACCCCCUACCCCCACCCUCAUUCUGGGCUUGUUCCAAGCCUUGGAGAUAGGGAUGGAGAUGGGGAGGAGCGCCGUGCUUUCUCUGUAACUUCUGUUCUCUCUUUCUCUAUUACUCCCGAGCCUUGUUCCUGGACCCUAGGAUCUUGAGGGCAUCUGUCCACUUCUCCGCGGUCCAGAUCCCAGCUGUCUUUCAGCUCGGUUUAAGUCUCAGUGCUGAUUUCUACGUGGGGAGGUGGGAGGACCUGUCCUCUUUCUGCAAGAUGCCAUGGGGGCCCCGUCUGGUUUCUGUGUGAUGGGUAUGUUGAGGUGCGCAUUGACCUUUCAGAGGAGGGGCCUAAAUGUACCUGCUACCUCGGGCUAGAGCACCUCCGUCCCCAGGACUGGCAGAGAGCUUUUCGGGUCUGGUUCCAGCCUUGGGAUAUUCCCCCUUUUGUCACGCCUAGGACCAGAGGAUGACGGUGGGGGAGGUGUCUGUGUGCUAUGUCCUGGCUGUUUGUCUGCUAUACUUUGUGCCAUAAUAAAGCAACCUGAUCACUG